Balaenoptera musculus (blue whale) is the source of this 841-nucleotide messenger RNA. RefSeq names its product GTPase HRas-like. Lineage: Eukaryota; Metazoa; Chordata; Mammalia; Artiodactyla; Balaenopteridae. The transcript is spliced from 5 exons. Gene Ontology annotation, cellular component: plasma membrane. Gene Ontology annotation, molecular function: GDP binding; GTPase activity; GTP binding. The record is from RefSeq and is a predicted model, not a curated record. The coding region runs from base 1 to 735 and encodes 244 amino acids. Gene Ontology annotation, biological process: cellular senescence; Ras protein signal transduction.
AUGACGGAGUGUAAGCUCACGGUGGUGGGUGCCAGAGGCGUGGGGAAGAGUGCCCUGACCAUCCAGCUCACCCAGAGCCACUUUGUGGAUGAGUACCAUCCCACCGUAGAGGACUCCCACCGGAAGCAAGUGGUCAUCGAUGGGGAGACGUGCCUGCCGGGCAUCCUGGACACGGUGGGCCAGGAGGAGUACAGUGCCAUGCGGGCCCAGCACAUGCGCACCCGGGAGGGCUUCCUCUGUUUGCCGUCAACGACGCCAAGUCUUUCAAGGACCAGAUCCUUUGAGGACAUCCGCCAGUACAGGGAGCAGAUCGAGUGGGUGAAGGAAUCAGACGACAUGCCCAGGGUGCUGUUGGGGAACAAGUGUGACCUGGCCACUUGUUCCGUGGAGUGUCGGCAGGCCCAGGACCUGGCCCGCAGCUAUGGCGUCCUGUACAUGGAGACUUCGGCCAAGAAGUGCCAGGGCGUGGAGGAUGCCUUCUACAAGCUGGAGUUCAAGAGCCGGCAGCACAAGGCGAGCAAGCUGAGCCCGCCCGCCCGACGGGGGCGGCCUGGGCUGCCUGAGCUGCAGGUGCCUGCUCUCCUGACUGAGGCACAGGCGACAGGCGUGGAAGAGGCACAAGCAGGGAAGAUGCAGGGCAGGAAGGAAGUGCCGCCGCCGGAGCCCAGCCAGCCCAGAUGGAUGUGUCUGGAGGAUAAUGUAUCCCUGAGGACAAGAGAAACUUCUCGAUGUUAAAUCUCCAGUGUCAAUGCCAUGGUCAAUGCUGGAGAAACAUUUCCUGUGAGAUGCAUUGGGCUACUUUUUUCUAUAUGACCUAUAUGUUUUUAGUUCUUAAUCUCUC